Molecule: messenger RNA, 4257 nt
Organism: Acanthosepion pharaonis
Lineage: Eukaryota; Metazoa; Mollusca; Cephalopoda; Sepiida; Sepiidae
Source: the annotation of a GenBank genome assembly
AUGUCUUUUUCUCUCUUUCUAUGUCUCUCUCUGUCUCUCUUUUCAUGUCUUUCUCUCUCUUUGCAUUCUCUAUCUGUCUCUUUAUUUGUCUUUUCUCUCUCUUUGCAUGUCUCUUCUGUCUCUCUUUUCUUUUGUUUUUCUUUUCUCUCUCUUUUGCAUGUCUCUCUUCUGUCUCUCUUUUCCAUGUCUUUUUCUCUCUCUUUUGCAUGUCUCUAUCUCUCUCUCUCUUUUGCAUGUCUUUUCUCUCUUUGCAUGUCUCUAUCUGUCUCUCUGUUUGUCUUUCUCUCUCUUUGUGUCUCUAUCUGUCUCUCUAGCCAUGUCUUUUCUCUCCGUUGCAUGUCUCUAUCUUUCUCUCUAGCUUUUUCAUGUCUUUUCUCUCUCUUUUGCUGUCUCUCUCUGUCUCUCUCUUUGUCUUUCUCUCUUUUGCAUGUCUCUAUCUGUCUCUCUUGCAUGUCUUUUCUCUCUCUCUCUUUCUCUUGCAUCUCUCUCUUUCUCUCUUUUGCAUGUCAUGUCUUUUUCUUUCUCUUUGCAUGUCUCUAUCUGUCUCUCUUGCCAUGUCUUUUCUCUUCUCUCUUUGCAUGUCUCUAUCUGUCUCUUGUGUCUUUUCUCUCUCUUUGCAUGUCUCUAUCUGUCUCUCUAGCCAUGUCUUUUCUCUCUUUGCAUGUCUCUAUCUGUCUCUCUAACCAUGUCUUUUCUCUCUCUUUGCAUGUCUCUAUCUGUCUCUCUUUGGUCUUUUCUCUCUUUUGCAUGUCUCUAUCUUUCUCUCUCUAUAUCUUUUCUCUCUUUUUGCAUGUCUCUCUAUCUGUCUCUCUUGCCAUGUCUUUUUCUCUCUUUUGCAUGUCUCUAUCUGUCUCUCUCUUUGUAUGUCUCUUUUCUCUCUUUGCAUGUCUCUAUCUGUCUCUUUUUUUGCCAUUUCUUUUCUCUCUUUGCAUGUCUCUCUCUGUCUCUUUGUUUUUGUUUGUCUUUUCUCUCUUUUCUUGCAUGUCUCUAUCUGUCUCUCUUCUUGUCUCUUUCUCUCCUUUGCAUGUCUCUAUCUGUCUCUCUUUGUUUGUCUUUUUUUCUCUUUGCAUGUCUCUAUCUGUCUCUUUUGCCAUGUCUUUUUCUCUUUUUCUCUCUCUCUCUUUGUCUCUUUCUGUCUCUUUCUGUUUUUCUCUCUUUGCAUGUCUCUUUCUUUCUCUCUCUUCUGUCUUUUCCCUCUUUCUCUCUCUCUUCUGCAUGUCUCUAUCUGUCUCUCUUUGCCAUGUCUUUUCUCUCUUUUGCAUGUCUCUAUCUUUCUCUCUCCCAUUUCUUUUCUCUCUUUUGCAUGUCUCUAUCUGUCUCUCUUGCAUCCAUGUCUUUUCUCUCCUUUGCAUGUCUCUCUCUCUCUUUUCCAUGUCUUUUUUCUCUCUUUGCAUGUCUCUAUCUGUCUCUCUAGCCAUGUCUUUUCUCUCUUUCUUUGCAUGUCUCUAUCUUUCUCUCUUUGUCUUUUCUCUCUCUUUUCUGUCUUUCUGUCUCUCUAAUCCUUUUCUUUUCUCUCUCUUUGCAUGUCUUUCUCUCUCAUGUCUCUCUUUUCUUUGUCUUUUCUCUCUCUUUACAUCUCUCUCUCUUUGCUUUUCUUUUCUCUCUCUCUCUCUCUCUAUUUUUUUCUUUUUGUCUUCAUCUUUUCUUUCUCUUUUGCAUGUCUCUAUCUGUCUUUUCUCUACCAUGUCUUUUCUCUCUUUUUUUUUCUCUAUCUGUCUCUCUUUGCCAUGUCUUUUCUCUCUUUUGCAUGUCUCUAUCUGUCUCUCUUUUGUCUUGUCUUUUCUCUCUUUUCUUUUGUCUCUAUCUGUCUCUCUAGCCAUGUCUUUUCUCUCUUUGCUUUUGUCUCUCUCUUUCUCUCUUUUGACCUUGUCUUUUCUUUCUUUUUUGCAUUUCUCUAUCUGUCUCUCUAGCCAUCUUUCUCUCUUUCUCUCUCUCUCUCUCUUUUCUUUUCUCUUUCUCUUUAUCCAUUCUUGUCUUUUUCUCUCUUUGCAUGUCUCUAUCUGUCUCUCUAGCCAUGUCUUUUCUCUUUUCUCUCUCUCUCUCUUUUCCCAUCCAUGUCUUUUCUCUCUUUGCAUGUCUCUAUCUGUCUCUCUUUGCAUGUCUUUUCUCUCUUUUACUUGUCUCUAUCUGUCUCUCUCUUUUGUCUUUUCUCUCUUUUUUCUCUCUAUCUCUAUCUCUCUUGCCAUCUCUUUCUCUCUCUUUUGCAUGUCUCUAUCUGUCUCUCUGAUUGUCUUUUCUCUCUUUUGCUUGUCUCUAUCUGUCUCUUUUGCCAUCUUUUCUCUCUCUUUGCAUGUCUCUCCUAUCUGUCUCUCUCUUUGCAUGUCUUUUCUCUCUUUUGCAUGUCUCUAUCUCUCUCUUUUGUCUUUUCUCUCUCUUUUCUCUCUCUCUUUCUCUCUCUCUUUUGUCAUUCUUUUCUCUCUUUUGCAUGUCUCUUUCUUCUCUUUUGCUUUUGUUGUCUCUCUCUCUCUCUCUCUCUUCCUCUCUUUCUCUCUUUUUGUUUGUCUUUUUCUCUCUUUGCAUGUCUCUUUCUGUCUCUCCCUAGCUUUUCUUUUUCUCUCUUUUGCAUGUCUCUAUCUGUCUCUUUUGUCUUUUCUCUCUCUUUGCAUUCUCUCUGUCUCUCUUUGUCUUUUCUCUCUUUUCUCAUGUCUCUUUAUCUGUCUCUCUUUUCUCUCUCUUUUGUCUCUCUCUUUGCAUGUCUCUCUCUUUGUCUCUCUUGCCAUGUCUUUUCUCUCUCUUUGCAUGUCUCUAUCUCUCUCUAACCAUGUCUUUUCUCUCUCUUUCUGUCUUUUCUGUCUCUCUUGCUUGUCUUUUCUCUCUCUUUGCAUGUCUCUAUCUCUGUCUUUUCUCUCUCUUUUUCUUCUCUCUUUGCUUCUCUCUUUCUCUCUCUGUCUUUUCUUUUCUCUCUCUUUGCAUGUCUCUUUCUGUCUCUCUUACCAUGUCUUUUCUCUCUCUUUGCAUGUCUCUCUCUCUCUCUCUCUUUUUGUCUUUUCUCUCUCUCUUUUUCUCUUUCUCUCUCUUCUCUCCAUGUCUUUUCUCUCUCUUUGCAUUUCUCUAUCUGUCUCUCUUUUCCUUUUCUUUUCUCUCUUUUUGCAUGUCUCUAUCUGUCUCUUUCUAGCCUCUCUUUCUCUCUCUUUGCAUGUCUCUAUCUGUCUCUCUAGCCAUGUCUUUUCUCUCUUUCAUGUCUCUAUCUGUCUCUCUCUCCUUGUCUUUUUCUCUCUUUUUGCAUGUCUCUAUCUGUCUCUCUUUUGUUGUCUUUUCUCUCUUUGCAUGUCUCUAUCUCUCUCUCUUUGCAUGUCUUUUUCUCUCUUUGCAUCCAUGUCUUUUCUCUCUCUUUGCAUGUCUCUAUCUCUCUCUCCUAGCCAUGUCUUUCUCUCUUUUGCAUCUCUCUAUCUGUCUCUCUCUCUUUUCUCUCUCUUUGCAUGUCUCUUUCUCUUUCUCUCUUUAGCCAUGUCUUUUCUCUCUCUUUGCAUGUCUCUAUCUCUCUCUCUGCAUGUCUUUUCUCUCUCUUUGCAUGUCUCUAUCUGUCUCUCUAGCCUUUUCUUUCUCUCUCUUUGCAUGUCUCUAUCUGUCUCUCUAGCCAUGUCUUUUCUCUCUCUUUGCAUGUCUCUAUCUGUCUCUCUACUUGUCUUUUCUCUCUCUUUUACAUCCAUGUCUUUUCUCUCUCUUUGCUCUCUAUCUGUCUCUCUAGCCAUGUCUUUUUUCUCUCUUUGCAUGUCUCUAUCUCUCUCUCUACUUUGUCUUUUCUCUCCAUGUCUUUUCUCUCUCUCUAUCUCUCUCUCUUUGCAUCUCUCUAUCUCUCUCUCUAGCCAUGUCUUUUCUCUCUCUUUGCAUGUCUCUAUCUCUUACCCUCUUUUCUCUCUCUCUCUCUCUACAUGUCUCUUCUCUCUCUCUCUCUCCAUGUCUUUUCUCUCUCUUUCUCUUUGCAUGUCUCUAUCUGUCUCUCUAGCCAUGUCUUUUCUCUCUCUUUGCAUGUCUCUAUCUCCAUGUCUUUUCUCUCUUUCUCUCUCUAUCUCUAUCUGUCUCUCUAGCCAUGUCUUUUCUCUCUCUUUGCAUGUCUCUAUCUGUCUCUCUAGCCAUGUCUUUUUCUCUCUUUGCAUGUCUCUAUCUGUCUCUCUAGCCAUGUCUUUUCUCUCUCUUUGCAUGUCUCUAUCUCUCUCUCUCUCCAUGUCUUUUCUCUCUCUUUGCAUGUCUAUCUGUCUCUCUAUCUCUCUCUUUUCUUUUUUCUCUCUUUACAUGUCUCUAUCUCUCUCUCUCUAG